This is a messenger RNA of Rotaria socialis, 2637 nucleotides long. NCBI's taxonomy places the organism in Eukaryota, Metazoa, Rotifera, Eurotatoria, Philodinida, Philodinidae. The record is from the annotation of a GenBank genome assembly.
AUGGAUGAUUGCGAUCUUGAUCUUAUCGAUGAGCUUUGCUCAUCCUUUUGUACACCACGCACGAGUCAAAAAACAAAUGAAAAUAAUACACCAAGUGUAAAUGAAUCCUUAUCUCUAUCAAAUCGGAAACGUACAUCGACAUGUAAUCCACUCGACAGUUCGAAAAUCAAGAAAGCUUGUUUAUCCGAUGUAUCUAAUAGAUCAAUUGUCGAUGAAUAUGAUGAAAUCAGUACACUUGAUGAAUCAGCACUUCAAAUGCUUUGUGAAGAAUGGGAACCGCGAUCACAAUUUCCAACUUUACUGACUCGUGUUGCUGAUCUUCUUGAAAAAUAUCGAAAUAUUCAAUCUUUUCAUAAUUGGCAGAAAAAAUGCCUCGAUUUACCAGCUCGUCGAAAAAAUCAAAAUCUAAUAUAUACUCUUCCAACCAGUGGUGGCAAAACAUUAGUUGCUGAGAUUAUGAUGCUAAAUUGUUUACUUCAUCGACGUCUUGAUGCUAUUUUUAUUUUACCAUUCGUUGCAGUUGUUCAAGAGAAAGUACGAAGUCUUCAACCAUUUGCCGAUGAACUUGACUUUCAUCUUGAAGAAUAUGCAGCCAGUAAAGGGCGUUAUCCACCUAUAAAACGUCGAAUGAAACGAUCACUGUACGUGUGUACAAUCGAAAAAGCCAAUUCAUUAAUUAAUAGUUUGAUUGAAAAUAAUCGGAUGGCUGAAAUAGGCAUUGUGGUUGUCGAUGAGUUGCACAUGAUUGGUGAAGGACAAAGAGGAGCUAUACUUGAAAGUCUUCUUACUAAAAUACGACUAUUAAAACCUCAACCUCAAAUUGUUGGCAUGUCAGCAACAUUAGCUAACAUUGACGAUUUACUCAAAUUUCUUGAUGCACAAUUCUAUGAAGAACGUUUUCGACCAGUAGAGCUUGAAGAAUAUGUCAAAGUAAAUGAUAUUGUGUAUAAAAUUGAUCGAAAUAAGGCAAAUCACAACGAUGAAUUAAUUGAACAUAGACGAUUGGAUUUCAAAUACACAAAACAAAAUUUGUUAAAUGAUCCGGAUCGAGUUGUUGGUUUGAUUUCUGAAGUUAUUCCAAAUGAUUCAUGUCUAGUUUUCUGCCCAUCCAAGAUCAAUUGUGAAAAUGUUGCACGAUUAAUCAUUAGUUUUAUGCCUGAAAAAUUACUUGAAGAUAAUCGUGAAAAACGUUCUAUUUUACUUGAAACAUUAGUAGAAGUAAAUGAAGGUGAUCUAUGUGAUACACUUAAAGCAGCAAUACCCUAUGGAGUUGCUUACCAUCACAGUGGUUUAACAGGCGACGAACGUCAACUGAUUGAAGAAGCAUUUCUAGAUGGCAUUUUAACAUGUUUAACAUGUACAUCAACACUUUCAACUGGUGUCAAUUUACCAGCAAAAAGAGUUAUUCUUCGAUCACCUUAUGUCGGUAGUCAAUUUUUAACUUUUGCACAAUACAAACAAAUGAGCGGUCGUGCUGGUAGAACAGGCCAAUCUCAAACUGGCGAAUGUUUUGUGAUUGCUCAUGAAAGAGAUAUGAAACAACUGCGAGAAAUGUUAUUUACUAUGGCCGAGAAUAAUACCGGCUGUGACAGUCAUUUAGCGACAAACAAUAGUUAUGCAAUCAAACAACUUCUAUUAAAUGCAAUUAGUCUUCGAAUAUGUUCGACGUAUGAAUCAUUGUUGAAUCUUUUACAAAAAACUCUUCUUGCUUUACAAGCUGAUCGUCUUCAUGUUAAUCUUGAAAGUUUACUUGAUGAAUGUUUACAAUAUCUUAUCGAUGCAAACAUUAUACGCGUCAAAGAAAUAGAACAAAUAAGUGAUGAUAACCAUGUCGAAAAAGUUAAAAAACUAGUUUAUGAAACAACAAAACUAGGCAAAGCAACUGUCGAAGGUAGUGUGGACUUAGGGCUGGCUACAUCAGUAUACAAUCAUUUGGCAACAAGUUUGAUUGAUAUGAAUUUAGAAAAUCCUUUGCAUUUACUUUAUAUUACUAUACCAUUUGAUCUACCUAAUAUGACGAUUGGCUUUCGUCAGCUUGUUGAUCGAAUGCAAGAAAUGAAAAUUGAAGAAAAACUCGUGUUCAAAUUGAUGGAUAUCGAUGACACAUUCUUGCACAAAAAAGCUGUUGGUUUACCAGCACAACAGAAAGUUAGCAAAGAAACCAUGCUUCGCUUUUAUGUUGCUGUGAUGCUUUAUGAUCUAUUCAAAAAUAAAAGCUUUUAUGAUGUUGCAAAAUUUUGGGAUCAACCACGCGGUGGUAUUCAAAAUCUUUUUUCGCAAGUUGCAUCUUUUGCUACCUCAAUAUUUUAUUUUAGUAAAUCUUAUGAUGAAUUUUGGCCUUAUCAACAAUUAUUACCAAUUUUUAUUCAACGUUUAACAUUUUGUACAUCAUUAGAAAUUCUUCCCUUAAUGGAAAUACCAGGAAUAAAAAGAGGUCGUGCUUUACAACUAAUUCGUGCAGGUUAUCAUACACUUCGAAGUUUAGCUAAAGCUCAACCGGAUGAUCUUAUGAAAGUCGUACUUAAUUUACCACUACGAACAGCACAAAUUCUUGUUAAGCAUUCAAAACGUCUACUUUGCGAACAAGCUGAAGAUUUAAGAGAUCAAGCAGCAGCAUUAGUCGAAAAUAUUGAAUAA